Molecule: messenger RNA, 156 nt
Organism: Trametes versicolor FP-101664 SS1
Lineage: Eukaryota; Fungi; Basidiomycota; Agaricomycetes; Polyporales; Polyporaceae
Exons: 2
Coding region: 1-156 (51 amino acids)
Source: RefSeq, a predicted model, not a curated record
AUGGACACGAGCACGCGCUCCUCGUUUGGGACGUACCUCCACGAGCUUCGCAACUAUUCUGCGGGUACCAAACAAACACGAUUAGAGAUCGAGUGUUGCAGCUCGCGUGCGGAUGGCGACCUCGUUUCUCACUCGCAGCCCAACCUCGCAGCGUGA